This is a messenger RNA of Coregonus sp. 'balchen', 15758 nucleotides long. NCBI's taxonomy places the organism in Eukaryota, Metazoa, Chordata, Actinopteri, Salmoniformes, Salmonidae. The record is from the annotation of a GenBank genome assembly.
AUGUCAUUAUUCGGUGAGGUUCCCCAAGCCACCCCAGUGGCGGUCUUCAAACUGUCGAAUGAUUUCAAAGAGGACCCGAACCCCAUGAAGGUGAACCUCGGAGUUGGAGGUAAGAAAAUAUGAUAAUGAUGCUUAUUGCUUCAGUCGCUGUGAUGAAGUAAACAAAGGAACGUUAGCUAGUUAGCAAGCUGUAAACAAGCUGGAUCACAGAGUUUCACUGCGACAACAAUGCACCUGUGCCUGUCGGAUUUCCUGGACCAUCCCCAGGUUAAUAAUCGUGGAAAGUUAGUUACUUUACUAGUAAACCGUAGCUAACUAGCUAGCUAACGUUAGUAGUUACUAUAGUUAGCAAGUAAACAGAUGCUAAACAGUAACUAACCAACUAACGCUACUAGUUAACAUAGCUAUCGAAUCCUGUAUAACUAACUAUUAAGUAGAUCAUCAGAAAUGUCUGCUGUGGUGCUGGGCCCUGUUUGAAAAAUGUGACAGAAUGCAUCAUCCCUCAAUGAUGUGACAUGACUGGAUCUGUUCUAUGUGGGGAAACCUUUUCAUCUAUCCAAUCAAUCAUGUUAUCCAGAUCAGUGAUUAGGCUAGCAUACUUCUUCAAAGUAGGGAGAAGGUAAGGAUGAAUUCAGGCUGGACAUGACAUACAUGAUGUCCUUGCUUGCUGUGCUGAUUGUGCAGAAUCUACAGUAACAUUUCAAUCAAUCACAUUUAUUUUAUAAAGCCCUUUUUACAUCAGCAGUUGUCACAAAGUGCUUGAAACCCCAAAGAGCAACCAAUGCAGAUUUAGAAACUCAGUGUUUAGGAAAAAUUCCCUAGAAAGGCAGGAUCCUAGGAAGAAACCUAGAGAGGAACCAGGCUCUUAGAGGUGGCCGGUCCUCAUCUGGCUGUGCCAGGUGAAGAUUAUGAGAGUACAUGGCCAUUAAGGCCAGAUCGUUCUUCAAGAUGUUCAAACGUUCGUAGAUGACCAGCAGGGUCAAAUAAUAGUCGCAGUGGUUAUAGAGGGUGCAACAGGUCAGCACCUCAGUAGUUAAUGUCAGUUGACUUUUCAUAGCCAAGCAUUCAGAGAUCGAGACAGCAUGUCCUGACAAGGUAGCACGUCCGAUGAACAGGUCAGCAGAAACUGGAUCAGCAGCAAGAACAGGUGGACUGGGGACGGGGACAGCGAGGAGUCAUCAUGCCAGGUAGUCCUGAGGCAUGGUUCUAGGGCUCAGGUCCUCCGGACGGACGGACAGAGGGAGAGAGAGAGAGAGAAGAAUUCCUAAGAUCACACAGGACACCAGAUAAGACAGGAGAAUUACACCAGAUUGACCCUAGCCCCCAGUACAUAGACUAUUGCAGCAUAGAUACUGGGUACUUAGACAGGGGUUGUCAGGGGGAACAGAUAGCAUAGCAAGGCCUAUAACCUGUAGUUGGCAGUCAUCCAAAGAAGUGGCUCUGUCACUGCAGUAGGAACAGACUGGAACAGGCCGGUAGUUGGAGAUGGAGAUAAAUGAGUCAUGGUCAUAUCACUAUUAGUUGUAGCUAGAUCAAUGGACCGUGGUCAUAGAGCAAAUCACUCCCAUUCACGCUCUCUACGCAGAUCCUAUGGGAGACUGUAGCCAGAAUACACCCCCGUCCCGCCCCACAGGAGUGCACUCACACACACCUUGUGACUGUUCUUCUUACUGGAUACUUUGUAUGGAGUGCUGUUAAUAUAUAACACUGCAGCGCAGAGGCCAAAAGGCUGAUAUCCUGGUGUGUGUGUUGCCUGUGACCGAUUGCUUGGCAUCUCAGGACUACAGGAUUAACACUGCGCUACGCCAGAGAAAACUGGCCAAAGUUCUGUUGUUACAUGGUGUUAAUCCUUAACAAUUCAUAAGAGAUGAAGAACGGGUGGCGGAUUAGGGCCCUGUUGGAACACUGUAAAUGUAUACAUCCUCACUGCCUUCCCUGAAAUAAUCACUAAUAAGACGGGAUGGGUGUAAGAAAGCAUUCCACAACAUAGGUUUGACCAAUUCAAUCAUGUCAGAUCAGUGAUGAUUACUUGAAGGGAGGAAGGAGGAAAGGUGAUGCUGCGGUUGCUCUUUCCCCCUCGUCCUGCUCUUUUUCUCUGCAGUGCAGGUCUGCUUGAGGUUCCCUGAUUAGCACAGGCAGGCCUAAGACCUAUUAUAAAAUGGGUUGUUUGGAUCCUCUAUGCUGAUUCGUUGAUAUGCUGUGGGACAACUCCCGCAAAAUACCAUGACAUAUUCAUCUCCUAAUUCCACUGUCCCGCAGCCCAGGCAGGAAAUUCAUAAACUUCAUCUCCCUUGGGCCUCAGAACAACCCUUGUCGGGAGUUCAUGGAUUCUCAGGCAUUAUUGCUUAAGUAAUUCCUUCCUGUAGUAGGCUAACAGUAGGCUCAUACUGUGGUCAGCUGGCUGAAAAUAGCCUACAUAACCUAGCUACACCAUGUGUUAGCAUGCUCAGAUAGAGGAGAUGGACCCAUGUCCACUCAGGAAAAUAUCUGUUUUCUCUUGAACUUCAGUCACAAAUUAUAUGGUUAGGCCUCGUGCUCAGUUAGAAAGUGAUUGUGGAUGUGGAUGGAAGUAUGUUUUCAGACAGUUUACAUACUAUUACAGUCAAUAAGUGAGCAGAUAAGAGCCUGUUACAGAAAGGAGUGCCCUCUCCUCUUUAGCUCAAUAACACUGUUCACUAUGAGUAAGUUACUAGUGUUGCUGUCUUAUCAGUGGUGGCUGACUGGAGUUUAGGACCUCAGGGGAAAGUGCACGGCUUUUGUCUGACAUUUGUAUCAGGUUGUAGCCUGAUCCGAUAAAACCAUUAAAACAAACCUUUGCAAAGUUUUAAUUUUAUUUAACAUUUAUUUAUACAGGUAAGUCAAUUAAGAACAAAUUGUUAUUUACAAUGACGACCUGUCAGGGAGCGAGCGCAGCACAUAUAACACACAAAUAGGUUAAACAAUAUCAUACAAACAACAGUCAAAAAUACACAUGAAGUUGCCCGCCAGAGACCUAAGGUAGGCCUAAUGACGAAUCAGUCUACUUGGAUCUUGCAGAGCAAUAAUGCUUCUAGUGUAAUAGAGCGCAUUUGUGACGUCUCCAUCUGUGUUCAAACUCUCUUCAGGUUGUCAGGGUUCGUUGUUCAUUGGCACCAUCCCUCCUGAGUGGGUUGUUCACUGGGGCAGUAAUGCUCCUCCUGAGUGGGUUGUUCACUGGGGCAGUAAUCCUUCUCCAUAGUGGGUUGUUCACCGGGACAGUAAUCCUUCUCCUGAGUGGGUUGCUCACCAGGGACAGUAAUGCUCCUCCUGAGUGGGUUGUUCACCGGGGCAGUAAUGCUCCUCCUGAGUGGGUUGUUCACCGGGGCAGUAAUGCUCCUCCUGAGUGGGUUGUUCACCAGGGGCAGUAAUGCUCCUCCUGAGUGGAUUGCUCACCAGCACAGUAAUGCUCCUCCUGAGUGGGUUGCUCACCGGGGCAGUAAUGCUCCUCCUGAGUGGGUUGCUCACCGGGACAGUAAUCCUCUCCUGAGUGGGUUGCUCACCAGGACAGUAAUCCUUCUCCUGAGUGGGUUGCUCACCAGGACAGUAAUGCUCCUCCUGAGUGGGUUGCUCACCAGGACAGUAAUGCUCCUCCUAAGUGGGUUGUUCACCGGGGCAGUAAUGUUCCUCCUGAGUGGGUUGCUCACCGGGACAGUAAUGCUCCUCCUGAGUGGGUUGCUCACCGGGACAGUAAUGCUCCUCCUGAGUGGAUUGCUCACCGGGACAGUAAUGUUCCUCCUGAGUGGGUUGCUCACCGGGACAGUAAUGCUCCUCCUGAGUGGGUUGCUCACCAGGGUAGUAAUGCCAGCUUCAGAGAGAGCCCUGGGGGCAGAGUUGGGCUACUGCAAAAUGUACAACAUAAAGCAAACGAAACUCUGGUAAAAACACAUAGCUAGUAGGCUAUAUCAGGCCCAUAUAUUGGAAACACUGUAUCCCCCCUCACCCGCUGUAGCUAGCCUGUCUCUCCCCUCCAGCCUAUAGGACAGAUGAGGGCCAGCCCUGGGUGCUGCCCGUGGUUAAGAAGGUGGAGAAGAUCAUCGUAGCGGACAACAGUCUGAACCAUGAGUACCUGCCCAUCCUGGGUCUGCCUGAGUUUAGGUCCUCCGCAUCCAAGAUCGCCCUGGGAGAAGACAGCCCUGCCAUCCAGGAGAACAGGGUAGGGUAGUUUAUGAGUGUGUGUGUGUGCUCAAUCAUGCAUAUAUUGAGCUGAAUUUAAAGUAAUGCAUUUAAAUUAGUACUGAUAAGUAGUUAUUAAGUCACUUAUCUAGUGUCUCUCCCCCACCCCCUUCUCUCUUCAACCCCCUUCUCUCUCCCUCUGUCUCUCUCUCGCUCUCUCUCCUUCCCUCUCUCACCUCUCUCCCUAUCCGUCUCUGUCACCCUCUCUCUCCUUCCCUCUCUUGCUCGCUCACUCUCAUUCUGUCUCUCACUCUCUCUCUCUCUCUGUCAGGUGGGAGCGGUGCAAUGUCUGGGGGGUACAGGUGCUCUGAAGAUGGGGGCUGAGUUUCUCAGACGCUGGUACAACGGGAACGACAACAUGAAAACACCUGUCUACGUCUCAGCGCCUACCUGGGGUACACACACACACACACACUGGAACGACAAAACUUAAUACAGCUGUCUACAUCUCUGCUCGUACGGCUGAUUACAAAGGGAAACCCAGCUGUGAGCUUCCCAGUGACUCAAGUCUACCAGACGAGCUAAAUUCCUUCUAUGCUCUCUUCGAGGCAAGCAACACUGAACCUGCAUGAGAGCACCAGCUGUUCCCGAAUGACUGUGUGAUCUUGCUCUCCGUAGCUGAUGUGAGUAAGACCUUUUAACAGGUUAACAUUCACAGGACGCAUACUUAGAACAUGCGCUGACCAGCUGGCAAGUGUCUUCACUGACAUUUUCAAACUCUCUCUGACCCAGUCUAUCAUACCAACAUGUUUCAAGCAGACCACCAUAGCCCAAGAACGCCAAAGUAACCUGUCUAAAUGACAAUCGUACCGUAGCACUCACAUCUGUAGCCAUGAAAUGCUUUGAAAGGCUGACCAUGGCACACAUCAACACCAUCAUCCCAUACACCCUUGACCCACUCCAAUUCGCAUACCGCCCCAAAAGAUCCACAAAUGACGCAGUCUCUAUUGCACUCCACACUGCCCUUUCCCACCUGGACAAAAGGAACACCUAUGUGAGAAUGCUGUUCAUUGACUACAGCUCAGCGUUCAUCAUCAUAGUGCCUGCCAAGCUCAGCACUAAGCUAAGGACUCUGGGAUUAAAAACAUCCCUCUGCAACUCGGUCCUGGACUUCCUGACGGGCCGCCCCCAGGUGGUGAGGGUAGGCAACAACAAAUCUGCCACUCUGGCCCUUAACACGGGAGACCCUUAAGGGUGCAUGCUUAGUCCCCUCCUAUACUCCCUGUUCACUCACAACUGUGUAGCUGCGCACGACUCCAACACUAUAAUUAAGUUUGCUGAUGAGACGACAGUGGUGAUGAGACAGCCUACAUGGAGGAAGUCAGUGACAACAACCUCUCCAACAAUGUCAACAAGACAAAAGAGCUGAUCGUGGACUACAGGAAACGGAGGGCCGAGCACGCCCCCAUUCACAUCGACGGGGAUGUAGUGGAGUGGGUCGAGCGCUUCAAAGUUCCUCGUAGUCCACAUCACGAAGGAAUUAUCAUGGUCAACACACACCAACACAGUCGUGAAGAAGGCUCGACAACGCCUCUUCCCCCUCAGGAGGCUGAAAAGAUUACAACUGCUUGGCAUCCGAUGGCAAGGCACUACAGAGGGUAGUGUGUUCGACUCAGUACAUCACUGGGGCCGAGCUCCCUGCCAUCCAGGACCUCGAUACCAGGCAGUGUCAGAGGAAGGGCCUAGAAAUUGUCAAAGACUCCAGCCACCCAAGUCAUUUUUUUUGUUUUGCUACCGCACGGCAAGCGGUAACGAUGCACCAAGUCUGGAACCAACAGGACCCUGAACAGCUUCUACCCACAAUCCAUAAGACUGCUAAAUAGUUAGUCCGGGUAGCUAUUGGUUAACUAUUAAACUACAGUUGAAGUCGGAAGUUUACAUACACCUUAGCCAAAUACAUUUAAACUCAGUUUUUCUACAAUUCCUGACAUUUAAUCGUAGUAAAAAUUCCCUGUCUUAGGUCAGUUAGGAUCACCACUUUUAUUUUAAGAAUGUGAAAUGUCAGAAUAAUAGUAGAGAGUGAUUUAUUUCAACUUUUAUUUAUUUCAUCACAUUCCCAGUGGGUCAGAAGUUUACAUACACUCAAUUAGUAUUUGGUAGCAUUGCCUUUAAAUUGCUUAACUUGGGUCAAAUGUUUCGGGUAGCCUUCCACAAGCUUCCCACAAUAAGUUGGGUGCAUUUUGGCCCAUUCCUCCUGACAGAGCUGGUGUAACUGAGUCAGAUUUGAAGGCCUCCUUGCUUGCACAUGCUUUUUCAGUUCUGGCCACAAAUGUUCUAUAGGAUUGAGGUCAGGGCUUUGUGAUGGCCACUCCAAUACCUUUACUUUGUUAAAUAAUAAUAAUAAUAAUAAUAUGCCAUUUAGCAGACGCUUUUAUCCAAAGCGACUUACAGUCAUGCGUGCAUACAUUUUUUGUGUAUGGGUGGUCCCGGGGAUCGAACCCACUACCUUGGCGUUACAAGCGCCGUGCUCUACCAGCUGAGCUACAGAGGACAACCAUUUGUUGUCCUUAAGCCAUUUUGCCACAACUUUGUAAGUAUGCUUGGGGUCAUUGUCCAUUUGGAAGAUCAUUUGCGACCAAGCUUUAACUUCCUGACUGAUGUCUUGAGAUGUUGCUUCAAUAUAUCCACAUAAUUUUCCUUCUUUAUGAUGCCAUCUAUUUUGUGAAGUGCACCAGUCUCUCCUGCAGCAAAGCACACCCACAGCAUGAUGCUGCCACCCCCGUGCUUCAUGGUUGGGGUGAUGUUCUUCGGCUUGCAAGCAUCCCCCUUUUUCCUCCAAACAUAACGAUGGUCAUUAUGGCCAAACCGUUCUAUUUUUGUUUCAUCAGACCAGAGGACAUUUCUCCAAAAAGUACGAUCUUUGUCCCCAUGUGCAGUUGCAAACUGUAGUCUGGCUUCUUUAUGGCGGUUUUGGAGUAGUGGCUUCUUCCUUGCUGAGCGGCCUUUCAGGUUAUGUCGAUAUAGGACUUGUUUUACUGUGGAUAUAGAUACUUUUGUACCUGUUUCCUCCAGCAUCUUCACAAGGUCCUUUGCUGUUGUUCUGGGAUUGAUUUGCACUUUUUGCACCAAAGUACGUUAAUCUCUAGGAGACAGAACGCGUCUCCUUCCUGAGCGGUAUGACGGCUGCGUGAUCCCAUGGUGUUUAUACUUGCGUACUAUUGUUUGUACAGAUGAACGUGGUACCUUCAGGCGUUUGGAAAUUGCUCCCAAGGAUGAACCAGACUUGUGGAGGUCUACAAUUCUUUUUCUGAGGUCUUGGCUGAUUUCUUUUGAUUUUCCCAUGAUGUCAAGCGUUUGAAGGUAUGCCUUGAAAUACAUCCACAGGUACGCCUCCAAUUGACUCAAAUGAUGUCAAUUAGCCUAUCAGAAGCUUCUAAAGCCAUGACAUCAUUUUCUGGAAUUUUCCAAGCUGUUUAAAGGCACAGUCAACUUAGUGUAUGUAAACUUCUGACCCACUGGAAUUGUGAUACAGUGAAUUAUAAGUGAAAUAAUCUGUCUGUAAACAAUUGUUGGAAAAAUUACUUGUGUCAUGCACAAAGUAGAUGUCCUAACCGACUUGCCAAAACUAUAGUUUGUUAACAAGAAAUUUGUGGAGUGGUUGAAAACGAGUUUUAAUGACUCCAACGUAAGUGUAUGUAAACUUCCGACUUCAACUGUAUCUGCAUUGACCCUUUUUGCACUAACUCUUUUGACUCAUCACAUACGCUGCUGCUACCACUUAUUAUCUAUCCUGUUUCCUAGUCACUUUACCCCUACCUAUAUGUACAUAUCUACCUCAAUUACCUCGUACCCCUCCACAUCAACUCAUUACUGGUACCCCAUGUAUAUAGCCAAGUUAUCGUUACUCAUUGUGUAUUUAUUCUUUGUUUGAUAAUUUUUCUUUUUGUCUCUGCAUUGUUGGGAAGGGCCUGUAAGCAUGUCACUGUUAGUCUACACCUGUUGUUUAUUAAGCAUGUGACAAAUACAAUUUGAUAUGUUAUCUUAUCUGGAACUCAUACUGCUGAGUUGUCCUUUUGAUAUUUAAUUAAUAGGUGAUUAUAAGUCCAGCAUGUUACUUUUUAUUUUGGUUCAUGCUCUGCAAUAGAGCUUCAAAUCAUUUCAGCUAAUGUUACAAAGCAGGCCUCAAAAGACACAUGAUUUGGAAACGCAUUCUCUAUUAGAGAAAAGGCAGACUGUUGUAAAACCUGCUCUACUGUUUGUUUCUAGAGAACCACAACUCUGUGUUUGCCAAUGCUGGGUUCGAGGACAUCCGUCCCUAUAAGUACUGGGACGCAGAGAAGCGGGGACUGGAUCUGGCCGGUUUCCUAGGCGACCUGGAGGUGAGCCGCUGACCUCUGAACAGGUCGAGACCAGACCGGCUCCCAAACUCUUGAGUUUACCUCACAAUAGUGAAUAUUGAAUAUCAGAACUGGUCAUGUCUACCUUAAAAGUAAAUUAGCUUUUUACACACUAUUGAAAAGAUGAUAUGUUUAGCUUUAACGAUACCAACUUCAUGUAUCAACUCCCAGUACACUAUAAUUUGGCUGUCCUGUAGUCUAACACUGACCUUUGACCCCGGUCCCAGACUGCACCAAAGCAUUCCAUCUUCGUUUUGCACGCGUGUGCCCACAACCCCACCGGCACAGACCCUACACACGUAGAGUGGAUGCAGGUGGCUGAGGUCAUGAAGGUAAGACUGUGUGUGUGUACACGUGCAACUGUUUUGUAAAAAAUAUAAAAAUGUAUCAUUUAAAAAUAAUAAUAAUUUGGUAUUUCAAAUUCUCAUUUCUGAAGAUGUUUUAUCCUUUGUCCUCUUUCUUUUUUCCCCAGAGGAGGAAGCUGUUUGUGUUCUUUGACUCUGCGUACCAGGGCUUUGCGUCAGGCUGUCUGGAUAAGGAUGCCUGGGCCGUGCGCUACUUUGUCACCCAGGGCUUCGAGAUGUUCUGUGCCCAGUCCUUCUCCAAGAACUUUGGCCUCUACAGUGAGACAGACACACACACACACACACACACACACACACACACACACACACACACACACACACACACACACACUCAGUAAGAUGCAGGGAAACAUAAAUGAAACCAAACUACAGUAUGUAUUCCUACUCCCACCUCUCACACAUCACACUUACGUUUCACAUUUAAUUCUACAUAAUGCAAUCUGUAAACUGCAGAGAACCCUAAAUGAAGAUUCUGUCUCCUGUCAGAUGAACGUGUGGGGAACCUGACCAUCGUAGCUUGUGAUGCUGACAACGUGAAGAGAGUUCUGUCUCAGAUGGAGAAGAUUGUCAGGGUAACCUGGUCCAAUCCUCCCUCCCAGGGUGCCAGGCUGGUCGCCAUCACACUCAACACACCUGAACUCUUCGCUGAAUGGUGGGUACACACACACAGGUCACAUUUUUUUUAAUUUCACCUUUAUUUAACCAGGUAAGCCAGUUGAGAACAAGUUCUCAUUUACAACUGCGACCUGGCCAAGAUAAAGCAAAGCAGUGCGAUUAAAAACAACAACAACACAGAGUUACAUAUGGGGUAAAACAAAACAUAAAGUCAAAAAUACAACAGAAAAUAUAUAUACAGUGUGUGCAAAUGUUGUAAGUUAUGGAGGUAAGGCAAUAAAUAGGCCAUAGUGCAAAAUAAUUACAAUUUAGUAUUAACACUGGAAUGAUAGAUGUGCAAAAGAUGAUGUGCAAAUAGAGAUACUGGGGUGCAAAUGAGCAAAAUAAAUAACAAUAUGGGGAUGAGGUAGUUGGGUGGGCUAAUUUCAGAUGGGCUGUGAACAGGUGCAGUGAUCGGUAAGCUGCUCUGACAACUGAUGCUUAAAGUUAGUGAGGGAGAUAAGUCUCCAGCUUCAGAGAUUUUUGCAGUUCGUUCCAGUUAUUGGCAGCAGAGAACUGGAAGGAAUGGUGGCCAAAGGUGGUGUUGGCUUUGGGGAUGACCAGUGAGAUAUACCUGCUGGAGCGCAGACUACGGGUGGGUGUUGCAAUGGUGACGAAUGAGCUAAGAUAAGGCAGGGAUUUGCCUAGCAGUGAUUUAUAGAUGACCUGGAGCCAGUGGGUUUGGCGACGAAUAUGUAGUGAGGGCCAGCCAAUGAGAGCGUACAGGUCACAAUGGUGGGUAGUAUAUGGGGCUUUGGUGACAAAACGGAUGGCACUGUGAUAGACUACAUCCAAUUUGCUGAGUAGAGUGUUGGAGGCUAUUUUGUAAAUGACAUCGCCGAAGUCAAGGAUCGGUAGGAUAGUCAGUUUUACGAGGGCAUGUUUGGCAGCAUGAGUGAAGGAGGCUUUGUUGCGAAAUAGGAAGCCGAUUCUAGAUUUAACUUUGGAUUGGAGAUGUUCAAUGUGAGUCUGGAAGGAGAGUUUACGGUCUAACCAGACACCUAGGUAUUUGUAGUUGUCCACAUAUUCUAAGUCAGACCCGCCGAGAGUAGUGAUUCUAGUCGGGCGGGCGGGUGCAAGCAGCGUUCGAUUGAAGAGCAGUUGGAGGCUACAGAAGGAGUGCUGUAUGGCAUUGAAGCUCGUUUGGAGGUUUGUUAACACAGUGUCCAAUGAAGGGCCAGAUGUAUACAAAAUGGUGUCGUCUGCGUAGAGGUGGAUCUGAGAGUCACCAGCAGCAAGAGCGACAUCAUUGAUAUACACAGAUAAUAGAGUCGGCCCGAGAAUUGAACCCUGUGGCACCCCCAUAGACUGCCAGAGGUCCAGACAACAGGCCCUCCGAUUUGACACAUUUUUUUGAUAUCUGAGAAGUAGUUGGUGAACCAAGCGAGGCAGUCAUUUGAGAAACCAAGGCUAUUUAGUCUGCCAAUAAGAAUGCAGUGAUUGACGGAGUGGAAAGCCUUGGCCAGGUCGAUGAAGACUGCUGCACAGUACUGUCUUUUAUCGAUCGCGGUUAUAAUAUCGUUUAGGACCUUGAGCGUGGCUGAGGUGCACCCAUGACCAGCUCGGAAACCAGAUUGCAUGGCGGAGAAGGUACGGUGGGAUUCGAAAUGGUCGGUGAUCUGUUUGUUAACUUGGCUUUCAAAUACUUUCGAAAGGCAGGGCAGGAUGGAUAUAGGUCUGUAACAGUUUGGAUCUAGAGUGUCACCCCCUUUGAAGAGGGGGAUGACCGCGGCAGCUUUCCAAUCUCUGGGGAUCUCAGACGUUACGAAAGAGAGGUUGAACAGGCUAGUAAUAGGGGUUGCGACAAUUUCGGCGGCUAAUUUUAGAAAGAAAGGUUCUUUAGCCCAGCUGAUUUGUAGGGGUCCAGAUUUUGCAGCUCUUUCAGAACAUCAGCUAUCUGAAUUUGGGUGAAGGAGAAAGGGGGGGCAUGGGCAAGUUGCAGCGGAGGGUGCAGAGCUGGUGGCCCGGGGUAGGGGUAACCAGGUGGAAAGCAUGGCCAGCCGUAACAAAAUGCUUGUUGAAAUGUUCGAUUAUCGUAGAUUUAUCGGUAGUGACAGUGUUUCCUAGCCUCAAUGCAGUGGGCAGCUGGGAGGAGGUGCUCUUAUUCUCCAUGGACUUUAGUGUCCCAAAACUUUUUGGAGUUAGUGCUACAGGAUGCAAGUUUCUGUUUGAAAAAGCUAGCCUUUGCUUUCCUAACUGAUUGUGUAUAUUAGUUCCUGACUUCCCUAAAAAGUUGCAUAUCGCGGGGGCUGUUCGAUGCUAAUGCAGUACGCCACAGGAUGUUUUUGUGCUGGUCAAGGGCAGUCAAGUCUGGGGUGAACCAGGGGCUAUAUCUAUUUUUAGUUCUGCAUUUUUGGAAUGGGGCAUGCUUAUUUAAGAUGGAGAGGAAAGCACUUUUAAAGAACAACCAGGCAUCCUCUACUGACAGAAUGAGGUCAAUAUCCAUCCAGGAUACCCGGGCCAGGUCAAUUAGAAAGGCCUGCUCGCUGAAGUGUUUUAGGGAGCGUUUGACAGUGAUGAGGGGUGGUCGUUUGACCGCGGACCCAUUACGGACGCAGGCAAUGAGGCAGUGAUCGCUGAGAUCCUGGUUGAAGACAGUGGUGGUGUAUUUAGAGGGUAUGAAAAUGUAUGCACUCACUAACUGUAAGUCGCUCUGGAUAAGAGCGUCUGCUAAAUGACUAAAAUGUAAAAUGUAAAUGUAAAUUAGUCAGGAUGAUAUCUAUGAGGGUGCCCAUGUUAACGGAUUUAGGGUUGUACCUGGUAGGUUCCUUGAUAAUUUGUAUGAGAUUGAGGGCAUCUAGUUUAGUUUGUAGGACGGCCGGGGUGUUAAGCUUAUCCCAGUUUAGGUCACCAAGCAAUACGAACUCUGAGGAUAGAUGGGGGGCAAUCAAUUCACAUAUGGUGUCCAGGGCACAGCUGGGGGCUGAGGGGGGUCUGUAGCAAGCGGCAACAGUGAGAGACUUAUUUCUGGAAAGAUGGAUAUUUAGAAGUAGAAGCUCAAACUGUUUGGGCACAGACCUGGAUAGUAUGAUAGAGCUCUGCAGGCUAUCUCUACAGUAGAUUGCAACUCCGCCCCCUUUGGCAGUUCUAUCUAGACGGAAACUGUUGUAGUUGGGAAUGGACAUUUCUGAAUCUUUGGUGGCCUUCCUAAGCCAGGAUUCAGACACUGCUAGAACAUCAGGGUUGGCGGAGUGUGCUAACGCAGUGAAUAACUCAAACUUAGGGAGGAGGCUUCUGAUGUUAACAUGCAAGGAACCAAGGCUUUUGCGGUUACAGAAGUCAACAAAUGAUAGCGCCCUUUGGAGUAGGAGUGAUACUGGGGGCUACAGGGCCUGGGUUAACCUCUACAUCACCAGAGGAACAGAGGAGGAAUAGAAUAAGGAUACGGCUAAAGGCUUUAAGAACUGGUCUUCUACUGCGUUGGGUACAGAGAAUAAAAGGUGCGGAUUUCCGGGCGUUGUAGAGUAGAUGAAAAAUAGUGUAUGAACGUCCAACAAUUAUACAUGAGAGUUCGAAACAUUGAAAUCACAGGCGGCCGGUGGAACCUUAAUUGGGGAGGACGGACUCAUAGUAAUGGCUGGAACGGAAUCAAUGGAAUGGUAUCAAACACAUGGUUUCCAUGGUUUCCACAUGUUUGAAGGCAUUCCAUUGACUCCAUUCCAGCCAUUAUUAUGAGCCGUCCUCCCCUCAGCAGCCUCCUGUGAUUGAAAUAUAUCCUCUCUUCAUCCCCCCCCCCCUCUCUCUCUCCUCCCUUCCUCUCCCCCCUCUUCUUUCUCUUUGUCUCCCGCCAUCAUCCUUCUCUCUCCCUCUCCCUCCAUCCCUCCCUCCUCUCUCCCGGUUUUAGGAAGGAUAAUGUGAAGACCAUGGCAGACCGUGUGUUGUUGAUGAGGGCUUCACUCCAGGCUAAACUGCAGGCUCUGGGAACACCAGGAACAUGGGACCACAUCACACAGCAGAUCGGCAUGUUCAGCUUCACUGGCCUCAACCGUGCGUACACGCACACACCAGAUCUACUCAGUACACACAUUUAAACAAAUAUCCUCUCCUGUGUUUUCUCUCUCUUUGUUCCCUUUGUCUUUUCUAUCUCUAUCAAACACUCUUUUCCUACCCAGAUUAAUUGUGUGGGGGGGAGCGAGCAUUCUAAGGCCCCCACACAAAAACCUAUGAUAGGAUAUUGUACCUUCAGAAAAAAUAUUUUCUCCAAAUGUUUUGAGACCACCUGAUCAAGCCUGUUUUCUCCGCUACACUAACCUGUAGACUGGCCUGUCAUGUCAUGUCAUGUUAUGAACUAGCCCCAUACUAAUCCUUCCAUUAAAAUCUCAAAGGUUCAGUCAGGGACCAUUUUGUCAGGGGAUAGUUUAGUGGCCUGCAGCUGGAUGCAUCUUGGAAGACGCGAGAGGAGGCCAAUCGAAGAAACUAAUGACUUUUCUAAUGAAGAAACGUUUCUGUAGAUGCUAUUUCUGUGUGCCGUGCAAACAAUGUUCAAUUUGACAUAUUUUAUUCCUCCAAAUUAAUCCAGCAUGUAGCUAGCUAGCAACGUUCAAAACGUGAAAGAUGUGGGCCGAGCAUGCAAAGACGGUACGAAUUUGACGUGGACCUGUUUGUGCCCAAACGUAAGACAAGUGGUAUUACUUGCCGGCCACUGGUGUGGGCAACAUCUCAUAGUGAUUUUGGUACAGCAGGCUAUCUAGCUGGAAAUAUUAUGUGUGUGCUCGUCAUCAGCAGCAUGACUAGAUUUAAUGAGAAACGUUUUCUUUGGGGGUUUUGUGCACAGUGCGUUUUGGUAUAGUGUCAGCUGAUUCACUACGUGCGUGCUUAGUCCCUUCCUGUAUUCCCUAUUCAACCACGACUGCGUGGCCGUGCAUGACUCCAACACCAUCAUUAAGUUUGCUGACGACACGACAGUGGUUAGCCUGAUCACUGACGACGAUGAGACAGCCUACAGGGAGGAGGUCAGAGACCUGGCAGUGUGGUGCCAGGACAACAACCUCUCCCUCAAUGUCAGCAAGACAAAGGAGAUGAUCGUGGACUACAGGAAACGGAGGGCCGAGCACGCCCCCAUCCACAUCAAUGGGGUUGUAGUGGAGUGGGUUGAGAGCUUCAAGUUCCACAUCACUAAGGAAUUAUCAUGGUCCACAGACACCAACACAGUCCUGAAGAAGGCACGACAACGCCUCAUCCCCCUCAGGAGGCUGAGAAGAUCAGUCAUGGGCCCUCAGAUCCUCAAAACGUUUUACAGCUGCAGCAUCUUGACUGGCUGCAUCACCGCUUGGUAUGGCAACUGCUUGCCAUCCGACCGCAAGGCGCUACAGAGGGUAAUGCAUACGGCCCAGUACAUCACUGGGGCCAAGCUCCCUGCCAUCCAGGACCUAUAUACCAGGCGGUGUCAGAGAAAGGCCUUAAGAAUGGUCAGAUUCCAGCCACCCAAGUCAUAGACUGUUCUCUAUGCUACUGCACGGCAAACGGUACCGAUGUACCAAGUCUGGAACCAACAGGACCCUGAACAGCUUCUACCCCCAAGCCAUGAGACUGCUGAACAGUUAGUCUGGGUAGAUAUUUGGUUAUCUAUUUAACUAUCUGCAUUGACCCUUUUUGCACCAACUCUUUUGACUCAUCACAUACGCUGCUGCUACUGUUUAUUAUCUAUCCUGUUCCCUAGUCACUGUACCCCUACCUAUAUGUACAUAUCUACCCAAAAUUACCUCGUACCCCUCCACAAUGACUCGGUUCUGGGACCCCGUGUAUAUAGCCAAGUUGUCGUUACUCAUUGUGUAUUUAUUCUUUGUGUUAUUCUUUUUCUAUUUUUUCUCUUUUUCUCUUUGCGGUGUUGGGAAGGGCCUGUAAGCAUGUCACUGUUAGUCUACACCUGUUGUUUAUGAAGCAUGUGACAAAUACAAUUAGAUUUGUUCAUACCUUUUUAUAUUUUGACUCUCUCCAGCUAAACAAGUGGAGUACAUGAUCAAGGAGAGGAGUAUCUACCUGAUGGCCAGCGGUCGUAUCAACAUGUGUGGUCUGACCACUAAGAACAUCGACUAUGUGGCCGAGUCUAUCCACGAGACUGUUGUCAACGUCCAGUAGAAGACUACACUACCCACAACCCUCAGCACUGCCUUUCCUCAUCUCCUUCAUUACAACUGAUGUCAUGUUCACCCAGAUCAGUGUUCAUGGAGGGAAGGACACAAGGAAAGGAGAUAUGGAAAAUAAGCUAUAG